Molecule: messenger RNA, 2302 nt
Organism: Arvicanthis niloticus (Nile rat)
Lineage: Eukaryota; Metazoa; Chordata; Mammalia; Rodentia; Muridae
Gene: Fndc4
Product: fibronectin type III domain containing 4
Biological process (GO): negative regulation of inflammatory response
Cellular component (GO): plasma membrane; extracellular region
Molecular function (GO): protein binding
Source: RefSeq, a predicted model, not a curated record
CGGGCCCGCGCGUCCCAGCCCGGCUGCAGCGGAGCGCUCCGGGCCAGUUCUGCAGAAGACGGCGGCUGGCUGGCCGGGACGGUCACAUCCCGCUGCAGGAGUCCGGCUUCGGCCGCCGCACUGUCCUCUGCACCGGGGACGCAGGCCAGCUGCCAGGCCUCGCCGGCAACGCCCCCCGCUCAGAGUCAGACUACGCGGGGCCCUUGGGAAGGCUGGGGGCCGGCCCGCGGCCCGCGGCCACUCCGCCUCUGCCCUCUCUGCCCGCACUUCGGCCGUCGCUGCCCGCCUUGGCGGGCUCCUGUCGGGAUGGGGUAGGGCCAGCGCCAGUCUGGCGAUGGGCCGCCCACUGGGCACCGAGCAGCCCCCCGAGGCCUGACCGACCACGAGGACCCGGGAGGAUCUUCGCCUGGAUGUCAAGUGGAUGCCUCUGGCCCCUCCAGCGAACUCGGUGGAAACCAUGGCUUCUUUGAUACCUCUUUCCCCAUAUCUGAGUCCCACGGUCCUCCUGCUGGUCAGCUGUGACCUGGGUUUUGUACGGGCAGACCGACCUCCCUCUCCUGUGAAUGUGACGGUCACUCAUCUCAGAGCCAACUCGGCCACUGUGUCCUGGGACGUCCCAGAAGGCAACAUCGUCAUUGGCUACUCCAUUUCCCAGCAAAGACAGAAUGGCCCCGGGCAGCGUGUAAUUAGGGAGGUGAACACCACCACCAGGGCCUGUGCUCUUUGGGGCCUGGCUGAAGACAGUGACUACACAGUGCAGGUCAGGAGCAUCGGCCUCCGGGGAGAGAGCCCCCCAGGGCCCCGUGUGCACUUCCGCACUCUCAAGGGUUCUGACAGGCUGCCCUCCAACAGCUCCAGCCCAGGUGAUAUUACAGUGGAGGGUCUGGAUGGAGAGCGGCCAUUGCAGACAGGAGAAGUCGUCAUCAUUGUGGUGGUAUUGCUCAUGUGGGCUGCUGUAAUUGGGUUAUUCUGCCGUCAGUAUGACAUCAUCAAGGACAAUGACUCCAACAACAACCCCAAGGAGAAGGGGAAGGGACCUGAACAGAGUCCUCAGGGAAGGCCAGUGGGGACAAGACAGAAAAAGUCUCCAUCCAUCAACACCAUUGACGUUUGAUUGUACAAGGAACCAGAACCAGAAGAUAGGGUGCACUGUAUAAAUACAUGGGGUUGGGGUGAGGUCAGGGAAAGCCUAAGAAGGUAAUCUGCUUGAGACUCCCACAAGGCAUUUCGCUCCCAGAAUCUCAGGCUGGUACCCAUCCUCUUUCCACUGUGAGCAGGGCCAGAAUGUAUGUCUGGUAGACUCUGUACCCCUGGACCUGGGAGUGGAUAUCAAAUGGAACAUCUCCUCCCAUCCCCCAGGUCCAGGGGAGAAUCACUUAUUCAACCCUAUCCCACUAGGUCCCGGAUAGGGGCCCCAUGUCACCUGCAUCAGGACUAUUGGCACCCACAAGCUGUCCCACAGCUUGCCUCUGGGCUCAGAGAGGGGUGUUUUUGUCGGUGUUGUCCUCCUCCAGUGAGUAAGAAGACCCAUCUGGGCCUAGAGGCAGACACUGCACUAUUCCAAUGUCUUCCACGGAGCCUCUGGUGCUCCUCCCUCACCUGGCAGCCUCUCCAGCUGCUGGUGAUCUCACCCCUGGGACAUUUUUCCAAUAAAGGUUCUUGGACAAACUGGAACUGACUGGUAUACUGAAGACAUCUCUACACCUUGUCAGUUCUCACGCCUCCACCUGAAAGGACAGUCAUUAUAAGAUGUUUGCAUCAAUGAAUCAAUGUUUUCAUCUAAGAUGGGCUGAGAAAGACAAAAGGGAAGGGGGAUGGAAAGCCAGAGGCCUCCCUUCUUUGUCUUUGCUGAAUGAGAAGAGAGAAAAUGAGAAGUCACAGACGUUUUCAUACCAACGGAAACCAGGCCAUGUCACAUAAAAGGGCCAGUAGAUUUUUUUCUUUAAUCUUUGUUCAGGACCUUGUGCAUACAAAGCAAAUGUUCUACCAUUGAAUUAUAUAACCAAUCCCUUCCCCACUCUUUUGACUCCACCACUCACUUUGGGGAAAUGGUCAGAAGGGCUGAGCUGUCUUGGGAGCUGACGGGAGAACAGCCACCAUUAAUGUGCCCUUGGUGCCAUGUGUCCUCAACCCGGGCACACCAGUGCCUCUUCUUUGUUUUCUUUUCCAUCUAUGUCUCUGUUCAUUCAAAGUUAAUAAUAAUUGUAAUCCAUAAAUGAGUUUAUAUUUAUACUCUAACAUAUCCAGAGGAUUCUAGAAAUAAAGCUGAGGGGUUUGGAUGCCCCUGUCAAAAAAAUUGUAA